UUCUUCCUUUCUCUUCUGUCUCGGCCUCUCCCCCUCUCUCUCAAGGUCUCUCUGCCCAUUCUCCCUGCCACCACCCCUUCUGUCCUGUCCCUCCCACCAGUGUCUCACCCCUCUAGGAGAAGAUGUCUGCCCACGAUGGCUGCCUCAGCCUCGUCAAGUACCUCCUCUUCGUCUUCAACCUCUUCUUCUUCCCAUAUUCUCCUCUCCCCAGGUCCUAGGCAGCCUUAUCUUCUGCUUCGGCAUCUGGAUACUCAUUGACAAAACCAGCUUCGUGUCCUUCGUGGGCUUGUCCUUCAUGCCCUUGCAGAUCUGGUCCAAGGUCCUGGCCAUCUCAGGAAUCCUCACCAUGGGCCUUGCCCUCUUGGGCUGUGUGGGGGCCCUGAAGGAGUUCCGCUGCCUCCUGGGCCUGUAUUUUGGGACACUGCUGCUCCUGUUCGCCACACAGAUCACCCUAGGAAUCCUCAUCUCCACUCAGAGAGUCCAGCUGAAGAAGAAAGUGAAGGACGUUGUGCAGAAGACCAUCCAAACCUACCGCGCUCACCUGGAGGAGACGGCAGCGGAAGAGAGCUGGGACUACGUGCAGUUUCAGCUCCGCUGCUGUGGCUGGGAGUCUCCUCAGGACUGGUUCCAUAUCCCCAGCAUGAGAAGCAACGAGUCCGAAGGGGACCGCGUGCCUUGCUCCUGCUAUAACUCAUCGGCGACCAAUGACUCCACAGUCUUCGAUAAGCUCUCCUUCCCCCAAUUCAGCCGGCUCGGAUCACUGGCGCGGCCCCGACACAAUGCCGAAGUUUGCUCGGUCCCCGCGAACAGCUAUAUCUACGAACAGGGCUGCGAACAGAACCUCUCCAACUGGUUGACCAACAACCUCAUCUCCAUAGUGGGCAUUUGUCUCGGCGUGGGUCUACUCGAGCUCAGCUUCAUGACGCUCUCCAUAUUCCUGUGCAGAAACCUGGACCACGUCUACGAUCGGCUCGCUCGGUACCGCUAGGCCCCAUCCUUCCUGAAGCCCCACCCCGACCCCCUCAAGUGUCCAGGGCAUUUAGUUCCCUGGCGCCUGUAAAUAUUUGUUUAAUCCCCAGUUGGCCCCUGCCACUGAGCCCUCAUUCCCCUCGGGGGCCCAGGUGUCUGCCUUUCUCGCUGCUGUCACCUCCCCGCCGUGGGACCUGGGGUUUCCGGCCACCAGCUUCCUGUCCCGAAAGACACCUCAUUUCCUUGCCUCAGCUGUCAGCCUACCACCUCCCACUAGAUUUAUUUUUAGCCCAAGCCCCAAAUAAAUCCCCUGCGUUUUGGUAAAA
Molecule: messenger RNA, 1295 nt
Organism: Dama dama (fallow deer)
Lineage: Eukaryota; Metazoa; Chordata; Mammalia; Artiodactyla; Cervidae
Gene: CD37
Product: CD37 molecule
Exons: 8
Coding region: 296-988 (230 amino acids)
Cellular component (GO): membrane
Source: RefSeq, a predicted model, not a curated record